Theobroma cacao (cacao) is the source of this 915-nucleotide messenger RNA. Its product is annotated as putative pectinesterase/pectinesterase inhibitor 25. Gene Ontology annotation, biological process: cell wall modification. The record is from RefSeq and is a predicted model, not a curated record. Gene Ontology annotation, molecular function: pectinesterase activity. NCBI's taxonomy places the organism in Eukaryota, Viridiplantae, Streptophyta, Magnoliopsida, Malvales, Malvaceae.
ACAACCAUUAGGGAAGCCAUUGCUUCUGCACCCAACAAUAUGAAUCCCGAAGAAAGGUAUUUCAUAAUCUAUGCUAGACAAGGAUAUUACAAAAAGUACAUCAUCGUCUCCAAAGAGAAGAAGCACAUUAUGCUGAUUGGAGAUGGAAUCAAUAAGACCAUAAUCAUCGGAAACCAUAAUAGGAUCGAUGGCUGGACAACUUACAAUUCUUCAACCUUUGUUGUUGAUGGAAAGAGAUUCAAAGCCGUAGAUGUUACAUUUCAGAACACAGCUGGUCUAGAGAAACACCAAGCCGUGGCAAUGAAGAACAGUGCUGACUACUCCACAUUCUAUCGGUGCAGCUUUGAAAGGUAUCAGGAUACACUUUAUGUACAUUCCUUGAGACAGUUUUACAGGGAAUGUGAUAUCUAUGGAACAGUGGAUUUCAUGUUUGGGAAUGCAGCUACUAUAUUCCAAAGCUGCAACAUUUAUGUUCGAAAACCAUUGCCUGAACAAAAGAACACCAUCACAGCCCAAGGUAGGAGUAAUCCGAAUCAAAACACAAGCAUUUCGAUUCAGAAUUGUGCGAUUGAAGCUACAUCGGACCUGGCAAUCAAUUUGAGCUCCAACUUGAACUUUUUGGGUCGACCUUGGAAGCAGUAUUCCAGGAUAGUGUUCAUGCAGUCGUACAUUGAUGAAUUGAUUAGUCCUCCUGGAUGGUUGGAAUGGAAUGAAACAUUUGGACUUGACACUCUGUAUUAUGAGGAGUUUGGAAACUAUGGACAAGGUGCUAAUACAAGUAUGAUAGUGAAGUGGCCUAGUUAUAGUUCAUUGAAUGCUACGCAAGCUAUGGCUUUUACAGUCUACAAUUUCACCAUGGGAGAUACUUGGUUGCAUGAAACUGAUAUACCCUUUUCAGAAGGAUUAUACCAUUGA